Stereum hirsutum FP-91666 SS1 is the source of this 807-nucleotide messenger RNA. RefSeq lists its product as uncharacterized. Lineage: Eukaryota; Fungi; Basidiomycota; Agaricomycetes; Russulales; Stereaceae. Bases 1 to 807 code for a protein of 268 amino acids. The transcript is spliced from 6 exons. The record is from RefSeq and is a predicted model, not a curated record.
AUGCACGAUUGCCACCGCGAGAUCCGAUCGCACAGUUGGAACAAACGCACCCAGAUAGUCAAACACCAGCACCCCACCCCUCCUCGUGUCCGCCUCCGCACUGUCGAUCCACACGCUCCGCACAACGAAGACAGCAUUGUGUCAGGAGCUCAAAGGAUAUGUUGUUCGAGGAGAGUCUUGGGAAAGGGCGCUCAGAGACAGGCGAUUUCGGUGGAGGCGUGGUUGUGGGCAUUGACGAGGUCAGGAAUCAGCGAGGGUGGAACACUCGAGCAGUCAGCGUCAUGGGAAACAGACGCAAAUGGAAACAACGCACCGAGUGUGCUCAAUAACGUGCUACGGGACUAUCAGAAGCACCUCGAAAUACAAAUUCAGCUGCUCGUCAACAACGCACACGAUGCACUCGACAGUAAGCCCGGCAAUGCAUUGACAAACAAUCGGAGCGUAGCUCCGGAGAAUCUGGCUGGGGAUUACAAUAGCAACUGCUCAGUCGAUGUCCAAGGCGCUCCAUUGGAGCUCUACAUCGGACUCGUAUCCCUCGUCCAGUUGACGGAUUGGCACCGGGGAGGGGUACGGCUGGUAAUCGUGGGCAAGGAGGCUGAAGGACGCCGGCCCGCGCGGGUCGUCCAUCAUGUCGACGUGCCAGGAUUUGAACUGGUUGGUAUCUGCCGUGGAACGAUCUCCAUGACGGUGAACGGGGAUGGUCGCGACAGAGACAAUAUCGUCUACACAAGAGAUAUAGUGGAGAUCAUGAACAACAAAGAAGUCAGACUCACCGGAGGCAGACAUGGCGGGCUAGGAGUUCGAUAG